Neoarius graeffei (lesser salmon catfish) is the source of this 832-nucleotide messenger RNA. Its product is annotated as fatty acid-binding protein, liver-like. Gene Ontology annotation, cellular component: nucleus; cytosol. The record is from RefSeq and is a predicted model, not a curated record. Gene Ontology annotation, molecular function: fatty acid binding. The transcript has 4 exons. Gene Ontology annotation, biological process: fatty acid transport. NCBI's taxonomy places the organism in Eukaryota, Metazoa, Chordata, Actinopteri, Siluriformes, Ariidae. The coding region runs from base 187 to 588 and encodes 133 amino acids.
CACGUAUCACCCUUCUUACAAAACUGGGGCCAAUGAACUGUAUCCAUCUCUGGUUAUUGGCCUGCUUACGCUGCACAUGCCUCUCUUUUUAAAUCCUCUAAUAUCGACUCCCCACUGUUCAAAUCAGUAUUAGAAUUUGAGGACACCACACAGUUUUGUUUCACUCAUUUAUAAAGCACGGUGAAAAUGGAACAGUUCAUGGGUGCAUGGAAAUUAACUGCAAGCAAGAACUUUGAUGAUUACAUGAAGGCUGUAGGUAUUAGUACAGCAUCCAGGACAAUUGCUAAUUUGGCCAAGCCAAUUCUGUUAUUCAGCAUCGAUGAUCAGGGGCUCAUAUCCAUGAAAACUACAACCACAUUCAAGACAGUGGAAAUAAAAUUCCGGUUGGAUGAGGAAUUUGACGAGCUCACCGCAGAUGGCAGGCAGGCAAAGACUGUUGUGAGACUGGUGGAUGGUAAACUCAUUCAAACACAGACCUGGAAUGGCAAGAGCACAACACUUGAAAGAGAAGUUCAGGAUGGGAAGCUGAUACUUAAAUGCAUCAUGGAUGACGUGGUGUGUAUAAGGACCUAUGAGAGAGAUGAGUGACCCACGUGUACAGACCUGCUGAAAAGAUAAUAGCUGGUUCCAAAAUGGUUCCAUAAUCCAAACAGCUUCUACACACCAUGCCAAGUACUCAAUGCCCAGGAGGCAACCAAGUGGAUUUCAGCACAAUAGCCAGCUACACUUUCAAUAGCUUGUGGCUUUAAAAAAAAAAAAAAAUUGUGAAAUAACACUGGGAUCACUGUUUUAAAAGACCAAACAAGAUGUCAAUAAAAUUGAAUAAAAUAUG